AUGACAGACACAGUCGACAGAAACAAGGCAGUCUAUAAGCUUGCUGCGCAGCCAUUCAUUCUGGAGCGCCAGGGAGAUUACGACGAAGCCAUUCAAAUUUACAAAACUGCCAUCGAGAUUUUGGACGAACUGACCAUGAGAUUCAAGAAGGGAAGCGAGAUCCGCAAAAUCAACAGAAAAAUGUUCGAGCGGCAGGUUCAAGUUCACCGUGAACGUCUAGCUUAUCUUGAAGGCUUGAAGCUCAAAGGCAGCUUUGAUGGCAUCAUACUCCCUCCCACCAUCCUGGAUGCAAUGGAAGAGGUGGAAAAGGAGAACGGAAAGACCUGGACAUUGACCCAGAUCCGCAAAGACCUCCAUGCUUUCCGAGGGGAUACUCCGAGUGACACACAACCAGAUCUAAGCAAUGCUCCCGCGCAUCUCCACCCAUUCCUCGGCACCGACUCCACCCAGAUUCCUUCCUUCUCAUUAACCCUUUCUCCCUCGGCACCAACGAUCACGUAUCGGAUUACCCGUUCAUCAGAACUCGUUGAUUUAGGCAUGCGCUCACACUGGUACUUUGUGAAAGACAUCACAAAUACACUCGUUUUAUAUGCCCUUCAAUUCAUCUGGAGUAACGAGAUGCCCAUAGUGGACACCGUUCUCCGGCGCGCAGGCGAGUUCCUGCCCCAAGUCGGAGCGACGAGCGUGAAGCUCCAAAAGAUGAAGGGCGGCAGCUUUCGGCUCAUCACGCGCACGAUCCCUAAUAUGGGAGCAAUUACCGAAAUUCCAGACGGAGAGAUGCAAAGGAAAGAUUGGUCGCCGCGGCGAUUCGAAUACGGAGGGCGGAACUUUGUCUGGAAGAACGCGGCUGCCGAGGGAAAGAAAGAGGGUGGUAUGUUUGGAAGUUUUGGAUUCGCUUGGGAGACAUUGUAUGAGACCAAACGUGUCUGGGCCAAGGCGGGAAGUCGGACAGGGAAGAAGGAGGAUGAGAUUGUUGGUCCUAGAUUGUGCUGGGGAGAGAAGAAGGGAGGGAAUGGUGCUGAUCAUAGUAUUCAUAUGGUUGGUGGGUUGGAUAUGUAUUUCCGAGAGCACUUGCUCGCAGUGCAGUUGUCUAGGAUGGCGCGUGUCCUCAAUCCUCCGCAGAAGGAUACUACAGGGAUUGAAGUUGCAGGCGCUGGUUUGGGUUUGCUUUCGAUUGCAGCGUCUUUGGCAUGA
Penicillium soppii is the source of this 1194-nucleotide messenger RNA. RefSeq lists its product as uncharacterized. Bases 1 to 1194 code for a protein of 397 amino acids. The transcript has 2 exons. NCBI's taxonomy places the organism in Eukaryota, Fungi, Ascomycota, Eurotiomycetes, Eurotiales, Aspergillaceae. The record is from RefSeq and is a predicted model, not a curated record.